Physeter macrocephalus (sperm whale) is the source of this 5254-nucleotide messenger RNA. It is a transcript of the gene MRTFA, whose product is annotated as myocardin related transcription factor A. The coding region runs from base 556 to 4191 and encodes 1211 amino acids. The transcript is spliced from 19 exons. NCBI's taxonomy places the organism in Eukaryota, Metazoa, Chordata, Mammalia, Artiodactyla, Physeteridae. Gene Ontology annotation, molecular function: transcription coactivator activity. The record is from RefSeq and is a predicted model, not a curated record. Gene Ontology annotation, biological process: smooth muscle cell differentiation; positive regulation of transcription by RNA polymerase II. Gene Ontology annotation, cellular component: nucleus.
GCCCGCAGCUUCCGUGGCUGAGAGGAGCCGGCCGCUGCUGUGUCUGUGGUGUCCGCGGCGGCGGCGAGAGCGACUGUCCCAUCCUUCCCACCCUCUCAGCUCCGCUCGCUGCAUGCCCUCCGCUCGCGCCGACUUCUCCGCAGCUCUGCGCGUCCCAGGUGGACGUUGAGCCUUGGGAGGAGACGCGCGCGGUGAGAGCCGGAGCGGGGACCGCCGUAGAGCCCGGGCCGGGAGGAGAGCGAGGCGUGAUCGAAGGGUAUGGUUGGCAUGGAAUUGAAUUUCAUCUGUCUGUGGGAAUUGUAAAAAAAGUGGUCUGGAAUCCAACCUGCAAUAGCUUCGAGGUAUGGUUGUAUUCAUGUCCCAUUGGCUUGAACUCAUGGCCACAUCUGGCUACAGGAGAGGCUGGGAAGUGCAAUCUGCAUUGUGGCAUGCACUUAGCUAAAGUUAUGGUGUUCUGUUACUGAGGAAGAAAGAGAAAGUGGAUAUUGGGCAAAACCUCCAGUGCUUCGCAUAGUGAUCCAGAGCACAGGCUCCGGACGCGCAGGCUUAGCGGCCAUGGCUCACGGGCCCAGCCGCUCCGCGGCAUGUGGGAUCUUCCCGGACCGGUGCACGAACCCGUGUCCCCUGCAUCGGCAGGCGGACUCUCAACCACUGCGCCACCAGGGAAGCCCUGAAAAUGCAUUUUUAAACACAAACUCUGCACUGUUUACUGUGAAGGUUGCCAUCACGAAAGCCAAGGUGGAUUUCUCCAGUGUAGUGUGCCUGCCCCCUUCCGUCAUUGCUGUGAAUGGGCUGGACGGAGGAGGGGCUGGCGAAAAUGAUGAUGAACCAGUGCUGGUGUCCCUGUCCGCGGCACCCAGCCCCCAAAGCGAAGCUGUUGCCAAUGAACUGCAGGAGCUCUCCUUGCAGCCCGAGCUGACCCUAGGCCUCCAUCCUGGCAGGAAUCCCAAUUUGCCUCCACUUAGUGAGCGGAAGAAUGUGCUGCAGUUGAAGCUCCAGCAGCGCCGGACGCGGGAGGAACUGGUGAGCCAAGGGAUCAUGCCACCUUUGAAAAGUCCAGCUGCAUUUCAUGAGCAGAGAAGGAGCUUGGAGCGGGCCAGGACAGAGGACUACCUGAAGCGGAAGAUUCGUUCCCGGCCGGAGAGAUCGGAGCUGGUCAGGAUGCACAUUUUGGAAGAGACCUCGGCCGAGCCUUCCCUGCAGGCCAAGCAGCUGAAGCUGAAAAGAGCCAGGCUGGCCGAUGACCUCAACGAGAAGAUUGCACAGAGGCCUGGCCCCAUGGAGCUGGUGGAGAAGAAUAUCCUGCCUGUGGAGUCUAGCCUGAAGGAAGCCAUCAUUGUGGGCCAGGUGAACUACCCGAAAGUAGCAGACAGCUCUUCCUUUGAUGAGGACAGCAGCGAUGCCUUAUCUCCUGAGCAGCCUGCCAGCCAUGAGUCCCAGGGCUCGGUGCCGUCACCCCUGGAAGCCCGAGUCAGCGAGCCACUGCCCAGUGCCACCUCUGUGUCCCCCACUCAGGUCGUGUCUCAACUCCCCGUGGGCCCCGAGUCUGGAGAAACAGUCUUCCUGGCGGAGCAGCCUCCUCCGCCGCCCAGCCUCGCCAACGGAACCACGGUCACCACUGCCAAGCCCCUCCCCACACUCAUUAAGUGCCUCGGCCGCUGUCCCAGGUCCCCAGCCCCGCCGCGAACUCUCCUCCAAGCUGAGCCCCCAGCUGCCUCAGACCUGCCUCAGCAAAGCCAACCCAAGUCUGCCGGUGAGAAGUCGCAGCGCAGCAAGAAGGCCAAGGAGCUGAAGCCGAAGGUGAAGAAGCUCAAGUAUCACCAGUACAUCCCCCCGGACCAGAAGCAGGACAAGGGGGCGCCCCCCAUGGACUCCUCCUACGCCAGGAUCCUGCAGCAGCAGCAGCUCUUCCUGCAGCUCCAGAUCCUCAACCAGCAGCAGCAGCAGCACUACAACUACCAGACCAUCCUGCCCGCCCCGCCCAAGCCAGCAGGGGAAGCUCUGGGAAGCGGUGGGGCCCCCCUGACGCGGAGCCUUUCUGCUACCAGCAGCAGCUCCGGCUCAGGCGCCCCUGGGCCCAGUGGGCUGGUACGUCAGAACAGCACCUCGUUGACUGGCAAGCCGGCGGCCCUGCCUGCCAACCUGGACGACAUGAAGGUGGCAGAACUGAAGCAGGAGCUGAAGUUGCGGUCACUGCCCGUCUCGGGCACCAAGACGGACCUGAUUGAGCGCCUGCGCGCCUACCAGGAGCAAGUCAGUCCCGCCGCUGGAGCACCCAAGGCCCCCGCCGCUGCCUCCAUCCUGCCCAAGGCUGGCGAGGUGGUGGUAGCCUUCCCCGCGGCCCGGCUAAGCACGGGGCCCACCCUGGUGGCAGCGGGCCUGGCCCCGGCAGAGGUGGUGGUGGCCACGGUGACCAGCAAUGGAGUGGUGAAGUUUGGCAGCACGGGCUCCACGCCCCCUGUGUCUCCCACCCCCUCAGAGCGUUCACUGCUUAGCACAGGCGACGAGAACUCCACGCCCGGGGACACCUUUGGCGAGAUGGUGACGUCGCCAGUGACCCAGCUCACCCUGCAGGCCUCGCCGCUGCAGAUCCUUGUGAAGGAGGAGGGCCCCCGCGCUGGGUCCUGCUGUCUCAGCCCUGGGAUGCGGGCAGAGCUGGAAGGGCGUGACAAGGACCAGAUGCUGCAGGAAAAGGACAAGCAGAUCGAGGAGCUGACCCGCAUGCUCCGGCAGAAGCAGCAGCUGGUGGAGUGGCUCAGGCUGCAGCUGGAGCAGGAGAAGCGGGCCCAGCAGCCCACGCCGGCCCCGGCCCGGGCCCCAGCCACGCUUGGUGCCUCAGUGAAGCAGGAGAACAGCCUUGCCAGCUGCCAGCUGAGCAGGCAGCCCCCGGGCCCUGAUCACCCCUUCGGCCCCAGCCUCGCGGGCCCCGCUGCCCACCGUGUAGACACUUGUACCCUGGUGCCCUCAGCCGUGGUGGUGAAGCAGGAAGCUGUGCUGCCCGAGCCUGAACCAGCCCCGGCCCUGGUCACGCUUGGUGCCGCAGUGAAGCAGGAGAACAGCCUUGCCAGCUGCCAGCUGAGCAGGCAGCCCCCGGGCCCUGAUCACCCCUUUGGCCCCAACCUCGCGGGACCCGCUGCCCACCAUGCAGACACUUGUACCCUGGUGCCCCCGGCCGUGGUGGUGAAGCAGGAAGCCGUGCAGCCCGAGCCUGAACCAGCCCCGGCCCCACAGCUGCUUCUGGGCCCACAGGGCCCCAGCCUCGUCAAGGGGGUCACACCUCCCACGCUCCUCACUGACUCCACAGGGACCCACCUUGUCCUCACCGUGACCAAUAAGAAUGCAGACAGCCCUGGCCUGGCCAGCGGGAGCCCCCAGCAGAGAGGCCAGCUGUCCCCCACCAAGGUGACAUUGGCAGCUGGCUCCCUGCUGCUGCCACCCUCGCAGCCCAGACCCUCCACUCAGCCUGGUCCAAAGCUCUUGUCCCAGCCUGGCUCUCCAGCCCCUGGCCCCCCAGCCCAGAGGGACUUGGAGCACCCGCCACAGCCCCUUUUUGGGCCCCCCACUUCUCUGCCGAAGAAGGAGCCGCCUGGCUAUGAGGAAGCUGUGAGCCAGCAGCCCAGACAGCAGGAAAAUGGUUCCUCAAGCCAGCAGAUGGAUGACCUGUUUGACAUUCUGAUUCAGAGUGGAGAGAUCUCAGCAGAUUUCAAGGAGCCAGGGAAAGAGAAGUCCCCCCCGACAGCAGCCUGCGGGUCACCCCUGGCCGCACAGCCAUCACCGUCCGCCGAGCUCCCUCAGGCUGUCCCGCCUCCAUCUGGCUCGCCGGCCCUCCCUGGGCGCCUGGAGGACUUCCUGGAGAGCAGCACAGGGCUGCCCCUGCUGACCGGCGGGCACGAGGGGCCGGAGCCCCUCUCCCUUAUCGACGACCUCCACAGCCAGAUGCUGAGCAGCUCUGCCAUCCUGGACCACCCCCCCUCCCCCAUGGACACUUCGGAAUUGCACUUUGCGCCUGAGCCCAGUGGCGUGGGCCUGGACCUGGCUGAUGGCCACCUGGACGGCAUGGACUGGCUGGAGCUGUCGUCGGGCGGGCCGGUGCUCAGCCUGGCCCCGCUCAGCACCACGGCCCCCAGCCUCUUCUCCACGGACUUCCUCGACGGCCACGACUUGCAGCUACACUGGGAUUCCUGCUUGUAGCUCUGGGGCCGCAGAGCCGGGGGCUGGGAGGGCUGGAAAGUCGGAGACCUCGGGAACUCCAGGGAGCUCAGCGCUCUCCUGCCUGAUGCAGCCUCUCCACGUGGUCGUGAGUCCUGACAAUCACAGGCCCUGCUUUCCCCUCCGUGGGAGGCCGGAGGAGGGUGUCCCCACACCUGGCUCUGGUUCACCAAGGAGAAGAGCUUCCAAGCAGCAGCUCUGGGUCCCACCCUGGGGUUUCGGAGGCCUGGAUGGGCCAGGGGCUUCUAUUUGACCUCCUUUUGUGAGGUCGGGGUGCACUUGUCUGCUGCAGUUUGCUCAGGAGGCGAGGCUGAGGCAGGGCAAGGGGUGCAUGUCCUUCCCUCUCUUCCCCUUCCCUGCAAGGGAAGGAACUGGCUGGGCCUCUACCUCACCACCCUCGUGAUGCCAACACCACCGACCCAGGCUUCCCGGGAGGGGGGCUCCCUGCCAUUUUAGUGUCUUGCUGUAGUGUAACCAUUUAGUGGUUGGUGGCAAACAUUUUCUGUACAGGUGUAUAUACCUCUAUAUUAUAUAUCGCCAUACAUAUAUACACAUACAUAUACCUUGGGGGGGGGGUGGGUGGGAGGUUAAUGCAGCCCCCCACCCCCGGUUCUACUCUGUGCACAAGGAAGGGCCCGAAGCCACCGCUCCGCUCCCGGGGCUUAACACAGCUUAUACCCUGGCCCCACCCAUCACUUGUAUUUGACACGUAGACGCCUCAUCACAGCCUGUGCCGCACCUGUCCCGCUUCCUGCUCCUUAUCAAUCAGUGCCACGAGGGCGGAGGUGCUUCCUGGCCCCCCUGCCCACAUUCCGUCCCAUCCCCGCUGUCUCACCGCAGCCACCCCAGCCCUGGGACAGCAGUGGAGCCGUGGAGCCAGAGGUGGCCCUCAAGCUACGGUCUCCUCCUGCCCUGGGGCCCUGGGGCCGGGCCUCCCUUCUGGCCUGUCAUUGUCAUUCACAGGGGAUCAGGGAUGGAGUCACCAGCACCAGUGCUGGGACAGAGGUGGGAAAGCUGUGUGAACUUUUUAAAAUAAAAACAAACA